This is a messenger RNA of Didymodactylos carnosus, 924 nucleotides long. NCBI's taxonomy places the organism in Eukaryota, Metazoa, Rotifera, Eurotatoria, Philodinida, Philodinidae. The record is from the annotation of a GenBank genome assembly.
AUGAUAGACGUUGUGGUAAAACGACUGGAUAACAAUCUUCAACAAGAUUACAUACAGUCUAAAAUCGAUUAUAAGGAUUCAGUUAUCAAAAAGAAAAUAUGCACAACUUGUCAUACUGAACAUCAUUUCAAAAAACGGAAAUGUCAACAAUGUAAAAUAACUUUGAUUGAUAAAGCCAUAACUAACAGACCACCGCCAAAUCCAGGUUCAAUUCACGCAACCAUUAGUUUAGGAAAUACAUUUCAAAAUAUCCCACAGUGUCAUCCUAGUGAAAAACGUCUCGUUAUCAUAGGUGAACCGUACACCCUCAAUCCAUCCUCUACCGAAAAUAUAACAACAAUUUUACGUGAUUUGAAAGAACGAUGUUUGACUUCUACAAAUAACGAUGGUAUACCGCGUAAAUGGAUGAGUGUUACGGCUGAUGCAUGUCCAUAUUGUUUAACUUGGAAGAUUUUUAAUGAAACGUUUGUUUGUUAUGAUUGUAAUGCGAGAUACUCAUCGUAUUCUGAUUUAUCCUUACAUUAUCACAAUGGUCAUCCAGAAUCGAUGAUAAAUAAGAAUCGUUUCCACUAUGCCGAAUUUAAUUCGUUGAUAUUUCGACCAGGACUGGGUCAUAUCGAAAUGAAUGCUUGUAAAUCAUUCAUGAAUUUCAUCUGGAACAUUUUUGGGGCCGAAUUAAGUAGUUGUCUCAAUUUUAAAUCGGAAAAAGUGAAAAAAUGUUUAAUGCCAAAAGAAUUACUUCAGUUUUUCGAACAGAAUGAUACGUUUAGUACAAGUGGUAACAGCAAACAAGGUGAAGGCCUGGAUUUUGUAUUACAAAAUUUUAAUAAAAAAAUUAAACAUCUAACACCACAUGGAUUACUAGAUAAUGAAACCUGGAUAAGGGUUAACAGAACUUUUGAUGAACUUCACAAAGCAAGUUAA